Molecule: messenger RNA, 1313 nt
Organism: Oryza brachyantha (malo sina)
Lineage: Eukaryota; Viridiplantae; Streptophyta; Magnoliopsida; Poales; Poaceae
Product: 50S ribosomal protein L4, chloroplastic
Exons: 2
Coding region: 136-1098 (320 amino acids)
Biological process (GO): translation
Cellular component (GO): ribosome
Molecular function (GO): structural constituent of ribosome
Source: RefSeq, a predicted model, not a curated record
GUGUGGCUGGGUCCGGUAGGGGUGGUCGCCUCCGUGGAUAAGGGGAUAGAGAAGCGGCCGCUUCGCAGCUGCAGCGGCAAGGCUUCCCCGUCGUCCACCCCACCGAGCGCAGCGCAGCGCAGCGAAGCCGCCGCAAUGGCCGCCUCCUCCGUGGCCUCGACUCUCCUCCUCUCGCUCUCCUCCUCGUCCUCGCCCUUCCUCUCCUCUGCCCCCGCCUCGUUCCUCCCAUCCUCCUCCUCCUCCUCCCCGCGCGUCUCCGUCGCCGCCGGAAGGCAGAAGGCGGCUGUCUCCGUCCUCCGCGCGCUGCGCGCCGAGGCGGCCACCCUGCCGGUGCUCUCCUUCUCCGGGGAGAAGGUCGGGGAGGUCGCCCUCGACCUCAAGUCCGCGCCGCCCUCCACCGCGCGCGCCGUCGUGCACCGCGGCCUAAUCACCGACCGCCAGAACAAGCGCCGCGGAACGGCGUCCACCCUCACCCGCGGCGAAGUCAGGGGAGGCGGCAGGAAGCCCUACCAGCAGAAGAAGACGGGGAAGGCGCGGCGCGGGUCGACGCGCACGCCGCUCCGCCCCGGCGGUGGUGUCAUAUUCGGCCCCAAGCCCCGGGACUGGUCCAUCAAGAUCAACCGCAAGGAGAAGCGCCUCGCCAUCUCCACUGCGCUCGCUAGUGCGGCCGUGGCAGAAGAUGCAUUCGUCGUGGAGGAGUUCGACGAGGAGUUCUCUUCGGGCCCCAAGACCAGGGACUUCGUGGCCGCGCUUCAGCGGUGGGGGCUCGACCCCAAGCAGAAGGCCAUGUUCUUCGCCACGGACUUUACCGACAAUGUGCGGCUCAGCGGCAGGAACAUUGGCUCCCUCAAGAUGCUAACCCCAAGGACUCUCAACCUAUACGACAUCCUCGAUGCCCGCAAGCUCUUCUUCACCCCGGCCGCCAUUGACUACCUCAACUCCAGGUACGGCGCCACGGUCUUUGAUGAAUACGAGGGUGAUACCGAUGGCGAGGACGAUGGUGAAGAGGAAGCAGAGGAGGUGCAAGAGGAAGAAGGAAGCGCAGAGGAGGCUGCUCAAGAUGAGACUGCAGAGACUGAGGCUGAUAGCAAUUCCUAGGAAAGAGGGUGUAGACUGGGUGUUUUUCAUUUGUUGGUCUGGUAAUUUCUUCCCUGAUGCAGAAGUGUUUUGGUUACUUUUGUUGUAAGUUUAUAACGCUUUUUCACUGAUGCAGUAUAUUAGAUCUUCCAAACUGCACAUAUAUUUUGAAAUACACUGUGAAGUGUCAACCACUGCAUAUUUUUCUUGCAAUUUCAUACAUAAGUGCUUCCCAA